Schistosoma haematobium is the source of this 3643-nucleotide messenger RNA. It is a transcript of the gene MRPS33, whose product is annotated as 28S ribosomal protein S33, mitochondrial. The record is from RefSeq and is a predicted model, not a curated record. The transcript has a single exon. Lineage: Eukaryota; Metazoa; Platyhelminthes; Trematoda; Strigeidida; Schistosomatidae. Gene Ontology annotation, cellular component: mitochondrion. Bases 994 to 1299 code for a protein of 101 amino acids.
AAAUUACAAGGUCAUCUCGGGGGUUUGGUUUUAUAUUGUGUUACUCAUAUUUGUAAAUAAAAUCUACAGUCCCCAUACUUUUGCGAACUACCAGAAAUUCAUGGUAAAAACAUUACUGACUUGUAAUCACCACAUUUGCCCGAACAGGGAACACUAUGUGUUACAUGUCUACUAAUUGUUAGUGUCUUAAGACACUAACACAAAGGUGAAGGCAUAUGAAGCCGGACCCAUUGAAAGUAGAUUCAGAUAUUUGGAAGCUGUAUGUUCUACAUACCGUUUGGCUACGCUUUACAUGCUUUCACGUCCUCGAAGUCCCUACAUUAUUUCGUAACUGUAUUAUUCGGUAAGAAUUUUGGUGAGAUUUCUUACCACUCAACCAACUGAAUAAUACAGUAGCCAUUAAUGGCUACGAACUAUAUUAGGCCUAAAAGACCUUAAAGUGAAUAGGGAAUAUAUCCCAAAAUUUUUUCAAACAGUUCAUUUGAGUUGUGUCGUAGUGUUGAAAUCUUAUACAACAGAGUUUAUUUAGUUACUAAUGAGGAGCUAUUAUUCUACCUGCAAAUGACAAGUGAGAUUUGCCACAAUUGACCACUCCGAAUAUUUUUCACAUAGUAGUUGGGAUAUUUGACCAUUUCGGAUUUUUUUGGAAUCAAUAUUUUACUUCAUUUUUGUUUUGUUCAAUCCCAGUGGGUUUGGUGUUAAUUCGCUAGAAAUACAAUGUACAUCAAAGCGUCGAAUGAAAUCAGUCCAAUAAAAUAAGUCGGUUCAUAAUAUUUUGAGUUUGGCUGUCAGCCAGUCUAGAUUACCAAGUUUUAAUCUACACAAUGAUCGUAGUGUACAGAUAUGGAGGUUGAAUAACAUCGCCUUAAGUUUCGUUUUCAUGACUUUUAGGGUGUAGCAAAUUGAGUCAUGAAAAUUUGUGCCGGUGUUCUAAGUUUACAGUGUGACCAUUAUUGUCCUUACCCAUUUGUGUUUGAUUUCAAUUGUUUUUAGAUGACUUCAUUGUAUGCUAAAAAGAUGACAAUGCUUGCUGGACGAAUAUUCAGAGAUGUUGGCAAACAAGUUGAUAGUAAAUCAAUAAAAGUUGUUCGAAUAAUGAGUGAAUUACCUCGCCCAAUGAUCUUAAAAGAUUAUUAUCCUCCAUUAGAAGAAUAUAGUAAUAUUUUACAAAAAUUGCGCUAUCUGGGCUUGUUUAGAAAUGAACAUGCAGAUUUUCGUGAAGAAAUGGCACGUCUACGUCAAUUACGUGGCAAAGGGAAACGGAAGAAGGGUGAAAGUAAACGAGGACUAUCACAAUAGUGACAUUAUUUACUUUGUUAUUUGUUUUCAUAAAAAAUAUUUUGUAUAUAUUUACUAGCAGUUUGUAAACAGUAUCGAAUCUUUAAAGUAAUACUAUUAUGUGUUGAAAUAGUGUUUGCUUUUUACUAAUUAAUUCGAAUUCCAUGUGGUGCUCUUUAGUUAUGAACUCCUUACUCAAGCAAAUGUUACUGAAAGAAGUAGGUCAUGUUUAUAGAAAACUUUGACCAUAUUUUGCAUUAUUGUACUAAAUUAUAGUUUAGUCCGAAUUUUAGACAUCUCUUAUCUGUAGUAGUUGUGAAAAAUAAAUUGUCGUUAAUGCAGUUGUCGAGUUAGUCGAUUUAACCUACUCAAUGUUGACUAGGGUCAAGAAAUGUCCUGGUUUUUCUGAAUAUAUAGAUAUUUUAGGUUAGGAAACUGACAUUCAAGUUAAUAAACUCAGCUUCAUCAGUCAACUCAGCAUAGACAAACACAAAGGUGACUAGUCCAGCAUUGGCUGUACGGGUAAAACUUGUUUCGACCAAUAAACAAAACGGUUAUUUCACAACUUGUCAGUGAAAUGUAUGGAAUAAACAUUACGCGAUAAAAAAGUCUCAUCCACGACUAGUCAAGUUAUCAUGCACAACUAAGAACAAAUUUUUAGAAUAAUAUUUGAGUGACAGUGCCAAAAAAUAAUCUUUGUAGUUGAUUCGGUUUUUUAAAAAUCAAUCCGAUUCAUUAAUCACAAGUAAGACAACUAUCAAAAUACUAUUCUUAAUCGGGUGACAUCCUCUUUAAUCGUGUUCAAGAGAUUCAAGAUGGCUCCUUUUAUCACAAAUAUAACUGCAUUUGUGGCACUAUGAGUCAAAUAACUUUUGACUGUGAAUUGUAUGAAUAGACGUAUUGCUCAAAAUAUGAUGGCCAAGUCGAUGUACGGAUAGUUUAUAAACAAUAUGGUGCAUAUACUUCUGCUGAUCAGCGCAUAUUUGGUAUAGGGUUGAGGAGUGUCCCUCCCCUCUAGUAAUGCCCUCACGUGGCCACGCGUGUAAAACCGCUGCCAAGAAAUUGCUACUCUGCAUUCUCCUGGCAGGUGUGUUGUUUACGGAAUUCAGAGCACGAAAACGAAUGUUCACUGCUUUGGCCUGUUUGAUGGAUAUAAAUUAUCCGUGUAGGAGAGUUGUGUUAUAACUGUGAACGGCAGCUGACUAGAGGGUAGCGAAUUACCGAUCGGACCAAAGACGCGCAAACACGUAGAACGACCUAGGGUUCUGAUUGGCCCCGCUUCCCUAUCUAGCCCAGCAGUUGAGUCCAGAACGCAAGUCACAGCCUCGGAUGUAUGAAUCAUUAUAUUUCAAACAUACUUUGUUUAUAUACCAGUCAAACAAACCACAUCAUACCAUAAAAUAGAAAAUAACAUUGUACAAUAUUGGCCAGUAUGAAAAUGACUCAUGAUUUCAACCUGUGAAAUUUCCUAAAAUUCUCCACAAAACUCAUUCUAAAUAUUUAUUUACUAAUUUAUGAGUUUAUAAACCUCUACUGCUAUCAAAAUCGAAGAAAGUGAUGGUGAAUGUAGCUCAGAAUGAAUAUGUUGGAGUGAUUAUAAUCUGUGAUCUGGAUGGAUAACCAGUAAAUGUUUGAUUGUUUUGAACAAUAAAUAUAUUCCUGCACUGGACUAGUUGUCUUGAUCACUCACCUUUUUCUCUAUACAAUAUCUAUAACUCUACUAGCUAUUAGAAAAUAAAUUUAUUGAUUUCUUAUAUCACGAAAACCAGAUCUUGAGACAUGAAAGUUCUACAUUCUAUCCAUAGUGGGCUGGUGGUUAUACAUUUGAAUAGUACUACACUAGGAUGAACCAGCUAUCCAAUGCCCACUGGUUUUCAUUGGUACCUUAAAUGAAACCAAUCGGUGAUAAGAAUAGUCUGCGUAUUCUCAAUCGAAUUGAUUUAUCAGAAGACUUUACAAUUGACAAAACUCUACAGUUUAGUUCAGUAAUGGUUAUAACAAUUUAGUAUCGAAUUUUAUUAUGAUAAAUACCAGUGUGCCGACUAAUUAUUCAUUGAUAGUGGUCAAUUGAAUUAACAAUCUCUUUCGAGUUUAAUAGAAUAAAGUUAUAGACCGCAUCCACGAUCCAUAUUCAUUCACCGUCCAGUGCUUUCAGGUUUUUCACGGUGAUUUAGCUUCAAUUGACCCAUGAUUUCAACCAGUGGAAGAAUUCAUUUUAUUGAAUAUAAAAGUGCGAACGUAGUCAUCUAAUGUAACCAGUGUGUGCUACUUUUAUUUUAACCAAUCAAAUCAAAACUAUGCACCGUUGACAACCAAUUCACAGUUGAUUACAAGUAACACAAUGUUUGUUCAUCAACAUAUGAGC